Messenger RNA from Jatropha curcas, 656 nucleotides. It is a transcript of the gene POLD4, whose product is annotated as polymerase delta 4. NCBI's taxonomy places the organism in Eukaryota, Viridiplantae, Streptophyta, Magnoliopsida, Malpighiales, Euphorbiaceae. Gene Ontology annotation, cellular component: delta DNA polymerase complex. Gene Ontology annotation, molecular function: DNA-directed DNA polymerase activity. Gene Ontology annotation, biological process: DNA synthesis involved in DNA repair; DNA-templated DNA replication. The record is from RefSeq and is a predicted model, not a curated record.
CUAAUCCUUCUCUGCUUUUCUUCUAGCAAGACAGAUUGAACCAAAUUCAAAAUUUGAAUUUGUGUAGAUAUAUAAGGAAGAGAGGGGAAAAUGGCGACUCCAACCAACGACAUGAAGAGUUUCUACAGGCAAAGGAAGAGCAAUAGAGGUGGCAUCACAAAAUCAACUUCUAAAUCGAAGAAGAAAUCGCCCAAACACGCCGCUACUAUCAGCUCUGAUAUCACUCAACCAAAGGCCUUGAUUUCUCAUGGUGCUCCCGAUCUUCAAGAUGAUUAUGACAAACAAGAGGAUGUCUUGAGGCAAUUUGACAUGAACAUGGCAUAUGGGCCAUGCCUUGGGAUGACCCGGCUGGCAAGAUGGGAGCGUGCUCAACGAUUAGGUAUGAACCCACCUAAAGAAAUUGAAGGUAUGUUGAAGAGUGGAAAGGUUAGCUUAGAAUGCCUGUGGGAUGGCCGUGUUUAGAGCUUAAUAAUAAGCUGCUUGAUGUAUUAUUAGAAUAUAACGUAAUGCUAGUUGUUGUGCUUUCUUCAUUUUGUGAUGUUCAUGUUCAGCCUCUGGCUGAUCUCUACUUAUCAGUAUGUUUAUUUGUUCUGUUCUGAUGGACAAAUUACCUUGCUGAUCUUAAUGGAGCGACUUUCUUUGUGAUAUUAUGCGAA